Molecule: messenger RNA, 2953 nt
Organism: Megalobrama amblycephala (Wuchang bream)
Lineage: Eukaryota; Metazoa; Chordata; Actinopteri; Cypriniformes; Xenocyprididae
Gene: ubac2
Product: UBA domain containing 2
Exons: 9
Coding region: 222-1283 (353 amino acids)
Molecular function (GO): protein binding; serine-type endopeptidase activity
Source: RefSeq, a predicted model, not a curated record
CGGCCUCUAGUGGCCUUUUACUUUAAAAGAAAACGCUUAUUUCGUAGGAGUGACGUGGAAGAAGUUUGUCUCCUGCGAGGCACCAUCCUCGAUACCCUUUCCCCUUUCCCUUUCUCAUAGCGAAAUUUCUCUUUAACUUUUAAUGUUUUUACGUUGUAAAUCGAGUGCCUUUGAGACGUAAUCUUGCUAGUCUUCUUCGUUAUAUUCCGCGUGUAAGUGGCAUGAUGUUCACGUCCACCGGUUCUUGGGGAUUGUAUAAAGCACCCCUGUCCAAGAGCUUACUGCUGCUUCCUACAAUCCUCGCUGUGCUGCUGACUGUGCUUCUGCCUCAGUACCAGGAUAUGUUCAUAUACAACCUCCAGGCUGUCAGGCAGGGCAAGCAGUUGUGGAGGCUGGUGAGUGGACGGCUUAUCUGUCUGGAUCUGAAAGACACUUUCUGCAGCAGUUUGCUUAUCUACAAUUUCCGCAUAUUUGAGAGGAGGUUUGGCAGCCACAAAUUCGCUUCCUUCCUUUUUGGAGCCUGGAUUCUGUCUGCUUUUGUGGACUUGCUGCUGUCAGAGGCUCUUCGUUUCAUGUUUGAACUUCAGGUGGAUGUUCUUCCAGCUGGACUGCUGGGCCCAGUCUUUGCUCUCUUUGUGCCUUUCUACAACACCAUCCCACGUGUUCAGGUCACUCAGCUGCUUGGCCACGUCUCAAUCACAAACAAGUCUCUGACAUACAUUGUGGGUGCACAGCUCCUGACCUCAAGUGCCUACAUGUGGAUUGUUGCUUGUAGUGGACUUAUCGCAGGCAUGUUGUAUUACAGUAAUAAGUUGGCGGUCCAGAAGUACUUGCGUGUGCCAGAAUGGGUGGCCAGAUGUGGUUCUGUGCUCCUAGAGCCUGUCUUCUCAGAUUCAGAGCCCACUGCAGAGGCUCCGCUGGGGAUGGGUGCUACUUUGGACAUCCAGAGACAGCAGAGGAUGGAUAUGCUGGACCAGCAACUGCUCCUGUCUCAGCUGGCACACUUCAGGAGAAAUGCACAGCAACAGCAGGCUCAGCAGACAGGUCUCCUGAAUUGGAACAGAUUCUUCCCUACUUUACGGCACAGAGGACAGAACCGGCACCAAGAGGGUCCUCAGUCACAACAGCCCCCCUAUACACACCCGCCAGAUAACACAGCUGUGGUCGAGGAACAGGUUGCAAGAUUAAUGGAGAUGGGUUUCUCAAGGAUGGAUGCCCAAGAAGCUCUCAGAGCUUCUAAUAAUGACAUUAACAUUGCAACAAACUUUUUGCUGCAGCACUAAAACAAAAUAAAUUGAAGAUGACUAAGACGACAAGGAAAAUGAGUUGAAAAGUACUUAAGAACACAACACUGGUGUCAUAACUACACCCGUUGGAAGAAGUUAAGGGCAGUCGACUUUGGUACACAACUCACAGGAGCUGAUGAUGUCACUUUGUUUCUGGCUGCUUAUUGACUGGCAGGAGUUGACUUGCAAUUGCAGCCUGAUCCACAGGACAGAGCCAACAUGUUGGACCAUCUUACAUUGUGUCUCAGGGCUUGUGUCAUUUGGCGUUGUCCUUUAACCUAUAUCUACUAAAUAUUAAGAAUCCUGUAAUAUAUUGAUAUAUUAUCGAACCACGUGCUGUUUUGCUAUAAAUAAACUUAAGUCUUAAAGGUAUAGUUCACCCAAAAAUGUACUUGCCCUGAUAUUCCAAAGCUGGAAUGACAUGAGGGUGAGUAAAUAAUGACAGAAUUAUAUUUUUUGGGUGAACCAUUAAUUUUUUUUAGGUCGAGUCAUAAAGGGCUAGUUGUACGGCAGUGUAUUUAAAGGACACCUGGACUUAUUGGCUUCUUGAAGAGACCUCUGCCACCGACAAGCCAGAAUCAGUCCAGAAUUGACUAAUCAAAGUUUGGAAAACUACCACAAAAUGUGUGAAAGCAUGAGAUGUAAUAUUCUCUAAAAGCUUCUGAAUAGUUUUUUUUUUAAAUUAUUAUUAUUAUUUUUUAUUUAAACAGAAACACAAAUUGCGUCAUUGUUAUUGUGACUUGGUGUCUGAAAAGAAAAGUCUGGUGUCUUUUUGAAAAAGAAACAAAUGGAACUUUCAUGCCAUAGUAGUCCAGUUUUUAAAAAAAAUUCUGUUAAUAUGAUACUUUUCUGUGCAAUGAUAAUUGAUAAUAUCUCUCUCUCUCUCUGUGUGUUAAUCUGAGAGUGAGACAAAGCUUCUUUUUUUUUAACAGCAUGAUUUUCUUGGUGGUAUAAAAAGAGAAGGUAAAAUAUGGUUUAAUAUGACUCAUUGAAGGGAGUGUUGAUACCCAUCAUUGGCAUUAAAAUCAUGUCUUUAAAGAACGUAAACUUUUAAACUAUUAAUUUAUAAGAUUAUGAUGUUUUAUGCUAAUAAGACUGUUCAUGUGAAUGUUCUCUUGUUUUAUUAUGCUAAACAGUGUUUUUUGUCUAAUCAAAUGGUGUUCAAACUUUAAAAAGAAAUGAGAAAAAAAAAAAAAAAAGAAAACGGAAAAAAAACAUACUUUAGCUACACUUGAGAUAAUUUAAUGUUUUUACUCUGCCAGAAAAACACCGGUCCACCCAAAAACAAAUCACUCCUGCCACUCUUAAUGUUCUGUGUUGAACACUCAUUGUGGUCAAAUAAGAUUGUUUACUUUUGAAAAGUUAACACUUUAAGAUGGUCUUUAAAUAAUAAUAAUAUUAAUGAUGGUGAUGAAGAUGGUUGCUUUUAUUUCUUUCUAUGGGGGGGAUGCAUUUCACCAGCUUUACAGAUCGAGGUGAAGUUUGGAAUUUAGCUUUUUUUUAAAAAAAAGACUAAGCUCAUUCUGUAAACCACCAGACUUUUCAGUCAGUCAAUCCAAUAGUUGUGGGUGUGUGGCAACAGAUUCAACCGAUUUUAGAGAAUAGAAUACUAUGUACAAUGCCCUCUGAACACAAAUCUGUACUUAUUAAAAGCUACCUCUUAUAAA